CGGUAUAAUAAUUAUGCAUAGCUGAAAGACUUGGCUUUAGCUAUAUACCCAAAUAAAAAGGCACUUCCUUUUACAGGGAUUACGGUAUCUCCAUCAUUCCCACUUGGGAAGACAUGGUCGCUUGAAAGCCUCGAACGUACUCGUUGACUGCCGGUGGACGUGCAAACUGGCGCACAUGACCAUCCCGUGCCUCACUGCUCCACUAGUCGUGGAUGACGUCGACAUGAACUACACGAAUUUCCUGGCGACACCUCCGGAGGUACUCCGUGACCCAACGAUAGGCGUGCCCGGCACCAAAGCAGGUGACGUGUACUCUUUUGGCAUCGUGCUGCUGGAGAUCUUUACUGUGAGUGAGGUGUACGAGGCGUUCUCCGCGACUCACGCUCAGGAGAAGGCUGUGUCACAGAUCAAGAGAAAGAAUAAGCGGAAACGCAAGCCUUCCCUGGAGCGGCACUUCACAGACCUGGCAGGCAGCGCGAUACACCUCACAGAGGAUCUUAUGGAGCCUAAGGAAAUCAUCAAACGUGUCAAGCAGGGUGGCAGCUUCCCGUUCCGCCCGUUCAUUCCGGAGUACAUCGACCACAAGACCAAGAACGUCAUCAUGGAGUGCUGGAGGGAACAGGCGGAGGAGAGACCCUCCAUGGAUCACGUGGCCUCGCUCAUACGACACAUCAGCACACAGUACAGCACAAAGAACAAGAGCUUGAUGGAGCAGAUGCUGGACAAAGUGACGCGAGAGGCGGACCUCCAGGCACAGGAGCUACAGGAGGAGAAGCACAAGUCUGACCAGCUUCUCUAUCAGAUGUUGCCGCCGGAUACAACGUCCCAGCCGAAAGACCGAGAUACUCUACACAAUUUUUCACCCCACGAGGGAAACGAACUAGGGUCUCCUGCGUGCUACAGCAAAGCGUCCAACCCCUACACCGCUACGGGAAACGUAAUUGUUUUUAUUCUUUUUCAGAUCGUAAACUUUUUGAACGAUGUCUACUACAAGUUUGAUACUGUGAUUGAAAAGUACCUAGUAUACAAGGUUGAAACCAUCGGUGACGCCUAUGUAGUGUGCAGCGGUGUGCCCUUGAAGGUAGAGAACCACGCUUGUGAGAUCGCCAAGAUGGCGUUGCACAUCAUGAGCUGUUCUGAGGAUUUGAAGGUGCACCACAGACCACAGCACAAGUUCCUCAUGAGAAUAGGGCUGCACAGCGGGACUGUGGCAGCCGGCGUGGUCGGCAGAACAAUGCCGAGGUACUGUCUGUUUGGAGACACCGUCAAUACAGCAAGUCGUAUGGAGUCUACGGGGGUUGACGGCUCGCCAAAGAUCGUUGUCUACGGAACUGACACCAUUCACGUCGGAGACCAGGGUAGUGUCGGCGGGGGCAGCUCCGGAGGGGGGCGGGACACGCCCCUUAUCAUCAAACCGAAGUCCAACAAAGUUGCUCCUUUCGAGACCCCAGAGUCCCUUGUGGGCUCUGCACUAUCCUUGAAUGACGGACUCCCAGAAAUUUCUAUUGGAUGA
Molecule: messenger RNA, 1513 nt
Organism: Aplysia californica (California sea hare)
Lineage: Eukaryota; Metazoa; Mollusca; Gastropoda; Aplysiida; Aplysiidae
Product: atrial natriuretic peptide receptor 1-like
Exons: 10
Coding region: 176-1513 (445 amino acids)
Biological process (GO): receptor guanylyl cyclase signaling pathway; intracellular signal transduction; protein phosphorylation
Molecular function (GO): ATP binding; peptide receptor activity; guanylate cyclase activity
Source: RefSeq, a predicted model, not a curated record